Messenger RNA from Pelagomonas calceolata, 1152 nucleotides. The record is from the annotation of a GenBank genome assembly. NCBI's taxonomy places the organism in Eukaryota, Pelagophyceae, Pelagomonadales, Pelagomonadaceae.
GAGCGUCGACACAGAAACGAGACCACGUUCGAGCACGCGGCCGCCGCGCCCGCCACGGCCGUGGGACAAGCGCUCCGCACGCAUUACCCACCGCCGCAACAGCCCGCACGCCAAACGGUGCCAUUCGCUGCGCCAACAAGUACAACACGCAGCCCCGCGUCGCUACAACACGCAGCCCCGCGCCGCCGCGGCGCCGCGAUGCUUCCAAAGCUGGAGAAGCCGCGCAGCCCCACGAGCAUCCUCGAGAGUGCAGCAGCCGCCGUGGCCCUCGUCGUCACCGCGCGGCGCGGCCUCGUCGUCCGCGCGGGCGUCGAACUCAAGUCAGCAGAGGUCGCGAAACUAGACAAGGGCGUGCGCUGCUUGGCUGAUGAGGAACGGGACAGUGAUGGCAAAAGACGAGUGCGUUUGAUAAACCCCAUCAAGGGCUGGGCCUCGCGGAAGUGCCUGCGCGCGGCGUGGGCCGAGGAGGCGAAAGCGACGGGCUGCGUGCGCUGGGUCGUCGAUGUUAUGAAGUGGACUCCAUCUGAUCAGGAAUUCGACUUCCUGCUCGCAUUGAUCCCGGAGGCGCCCGAGCGCGACGCCGUGACGCGCUACAAGCAGGUCGACGACCGCAAGCGCGCCCUCGUCAGUCGCUUGUUGAUCCGACGCUGCGCGUCACUAUGUCUCAACCUCGACCAGCUCGCCUCGAUCAAAGUCGCGCGAACGAAAGGUAGAAAGCCCUUCCUCAAACAUGCGACCAAGCCUGAUGAUCGUCUUAAUUUCAACGUGAACGUGUCCCACGAGGGCCGUUAUGUGGUCCUGGCGGCGGAGCCCUGGUGCCUCUGUGGGAUUGACGUCGCGGCGCCCCGCGACACCAAGCUCGACUCGUUGAAGCAGACGCUGACGGCGACGGAGUGGGCCUUCGUGGAUGGCGACGACAAGCGGUUCCGAGCGUUGUGGGCCUGCAAGGAGGCCUUCACGAAGGCGCGCGGCGACGGGCUGGGGUUUCCGUUCGCAGACGCGGAGUUUACUCUGAUCUAUGAUGGAGACGCCUCCUUCGAAGCUUCUGUCGCGGUUGAUGGUGCCACAUUGCCCGACUGGCGGUUUCGCGGAGAGACUCUGAAUGACCACGUCUGCGUCGCGGCGCGCGGACCCGUAUCUGCGAUAGUGGAC